UGGCUAGAAACACGGCCACAGCGUCAGGAAUGUCCGGUGUGCAAGGCGGGCAUCAGCCGGGACAAAGUCAUCCCUCUGUAUGGGCGUGGAAGCUCUGCUCAACAGGAUCCCAGAUUGAAAACUCCCCCCCGACCUCGAGGGCAGCGCCCGGAGCCUGAGUCGCGAGGGCAGGGCAUCGGCAGUUUUCCUGAAGCAGCCACAGGCUUCCACAUGGCAUUUGGCAUCGGCGCGUUCCCUUUUGGCUUUUUUGCUACGGGCUACAAUGCGCCAGGAGAAAGAGCAGAGGCCUCGC
This is a messenger RNA of Protobothrops mucrosquamatus (brown spotted pit viper), 292 nucleotides long. RefSeq names its product E3 ubiquitin-protein ligase RNF5-like. Lineage: Eukaryota; Metazoa; Chordata; Lepidosauria; Squamata; Viperidae. The record is from RefSeq and is a predicted model, not a curated record. Gene Ontology annotation, molecular function: ubiquitin protein ligase activity; ubiquitin-like protein conjugating enzyme binding. Gene Ontology annotation, biological process: ubiquitin-dependent protein catabolic process. The annotation marks the transcript as partial. Gene Ontology annotation, cellular component: endoplasmic reticulum. The transcript is spliced from 4 exons.